This is a messenger RNA of Rhizophagus irregularis DAOM 181602=DAOM 197198, 711 nucleotides long. Its product is annotated as 40S ribosomal protein eS17. The record is from RefSeq and is a predicted model, not a curated record. Gene Ontology annotation, cellular component: ribosome. Gene Ontology annotation, biological process: translation. Gene Ontology annotation, molecular function: structural constituent of ribosome. NCBI's taxonomy places the organism in Eukaryota, Fungi, Glomeromycota, Glomeromycetes, Glomerales, Glomeraceae.
CUUCCUUUUAGUUUUUGGACUCAAAAAGCAGUAAACAAUGGGUCGUGUCCGAACAAAGACAGUAAAAAAGGCGUCCAAGCUCAUCAUUGAGAAAUAUUAUUCACGCCUAACUCUCGACUUCCAAACCAACAAAAAGAUUUGUGAUGAAGUCGCGAUUAUUGCAUCCAAGAGACUUCGUAAUAAAAUAGCAGGUUUCACUACGCAUUUAAUGAAACGUAUUCAACGUGGACCUGUGCGUGGUAUUUCUUUCAAAUUACAAGAGGAGGAACGCGAGAGAAAAGAUAAUUAUGUUCCUGAAGUAUCUGCUUUAUCUGUCGAAACUAUUGAAAUUGAUCCUGAUACCAAGGAUCUUCUUAAAGCUAUGAAUUUUGAUAACUUGAGCGGCGUUACUGUUACAGCUCCAGUUGCUUUGAAUGCACUUGCUGAACGUCCAGGGCGUGGUCAAAGAGGUGGCCGAGGUGGUGGCGGCGGCGGCGAUCGCCCACCUCGUCAACAAGCUGAAUCUUAAUUAAUAAAAUUUUAUAUUUAUAAUUUUUUAAUGAAUAGGAUGACUCUUUUUUUGUUAUGACUUUUACUUAGUAAAGUUAUUUGAAAUCAUAAGUUUAUAAUUUUAAUAUUAAAAAAUUUUGAGCAUGUAUUAUAAUUUUAUAAACAAACUAAAAUCAAUUUAUUGUAUGUAAAUAAAUGCUCAUAUGAACUUCGCUUAGAUUU